This is a messenger RNA of Ochotona curzoniae (black-lipped pika), 5197 nucleotides long. It is a transcript of the gene ZFYVE9, whose product is annotated as zinc finger FYVE-type containing 9. The coding region runs from base 482 to 4756 and encodes 1424 amino acids. NCBI's taxonomy places the organism in Eukaryota, Metazoa, Chordata, Mammalia, Lagomorpha, Ochotonidae. The transcript is spliced from 19 exons. Gene Ontology annotation, molecular function: metal ion binding. Gene Ontology annotation, cellular component: early endosome membrane. The record is from RefSeq and is a predicted model, not a curated record. Gene Ontology annotation, biological process: endosomal transport.
CGACGCCGAGGGCUUCGCCGGAGGAUCCCCGCCUGCGGCAGCGGCAGCUCGGCCGUCGUCCCGCCGCAGCCUUGGCGCCCCUGGCCCGGUUCCGCGGCGCUGCUCCGGGCUCCGCGUGAGGGGGCAGCGGCCCGGGGAGCCGAUGCGCCUGAGCGGGAGCUGGGCCUCGGCGGUAACAGCGGCGGCAACAAACAACCGCAGCGACCACAGCCCCGUCACGAGUGGGAAGCUUCGCAGCGGCUCCCGGGGCCGCGCCGGUGCCCUCCGGAGGAGACUCUGGGCUCGGGGACGACCCCGCUGGCCAUGCUGAAGCGGUGUUGGCCGCUGGCCGAGGAUCACACAGAACAUACUAAAUCUGAAUCAGCGAGACUGGCUGAUGGUACAGCAAGCAUGAUGAGUAAGCACAGAGAAGCCUGUUCCUUAGCACAUGUGUAAAGGGAAAAAGGUUUAACCAGGUCUCUUGUGUGGUGUUUCCUCACUGAUGGAGAAUUACUUUCAAGCAGAAGCUUACAACCUGGACAAGGUAUUAGAUGAAUUUGAGCAGAACGAAGAUGAAACAGUUUCUUCUACAUUAUUGGAUGCCAAGUGGAAUAAGAGCCUAAAUCCCCCUUCUCAACGACCAGCAUUGAACUCUGCCUUGACCAGUGUGAAUGAGCCUGCAGGUUCUAAUGAGUCACAACCACACCUGAAAGUCUUUUCACUUGCUCAUUCAGCGUCUCUGACUGCAGAGGGAGAGGAUCAUUGUGCUAAUGGACAAGGCUGUAAUUUAAAUCCAGAGAUUGCCACAAUGUGGAUUGAUGAAAAUGCUGCUACAGAAGAUCAGUUAAUUAAGAGAAACUAUAAUCGGGAUGAUCAAUGCAGUGCUGUUGAAGUGGGAGAGAAGAAAUGUGGAAACCUCACUUGUCGGCCAGAUGAAAAAAAUGUUCUUGUUGUAGCUGUCAUGCAUAACUGUGAUAAAAGGACAUUGCAAAGUGAUUUACAGGAUUGUAAUAAUUUUAAUGGUCAAUCCCUCAUGGAUGCUUUUAGUCAGUCACUGGAUAAUGAAAGCCAACAAACUGAUCAAUUUAGUUUUAGUAUGAAUGGGUCCACUGAAAAAGAUACGGACUCAGAGAAACAAAUGGAUCCAUUGAAUAGAGUGAAAACAGAGGAAGAUUCUGUUAACCAUCUACACACUACGUCACCUGAUAGUCUAACCAGUGUCUGUUCCCCUUCACAAUUAAAGGAUGAUGCAAAUGUAGGUAGAGACUCCUGCAUGUCUGCAAUGACAAGUUUAACAAUUGAUUCAGUUAUCUCAUCCCAGGGAACAGAUGGAGGUCCUGCUACUAAAAAACAAGAGAACUAUAAACCAGAGGAGGACCUUCAUGGCAAAAGCAGCUCUCCUAGGACAGUUGUAGGGAAUCCAAAUUUCUUUUCCCACUCAAAUGAGGAUAUUCUAACCAAAAAAGAGCCAGCUGAGGACAGAACAACUGGAGAAUCACUCCAGUCUGGUUUACCUUUGCUUGUCCAACCAGACAUGCCUGAUAGAUCUGCAAGGGAUAAUAAUCAUGAACAGUUAUCAGAUUGCCUUGUGCCUGAUAAAGUUAGGGCUGAUGAAAAUGAAGGCUGUAAACAUGAAAAAACUCUUGGGACUACAGAGUUUCCUAGUGUGACAGAACAUUUCUCCAAAUCUGAGGAAGUGACUAAUUGGAAAUUGACUCAGUUGAAUGAGAUGAAUGAUAGCCAAGGAAAUGAAGAAACUGCAAAAAUUCUGCGGAUUUGUCAGUCUGAGGACACCUGUGAUAGUGGAGGAGAAUGUGUUGGAAUGACAGCCACGUGCCUAGACUUCAAAGGAACUUGCAUGAAUGAAAGUGAAGGAUGUGAUUUCUCCACUGUUACAGAUACACCAGCAGCAAAUUCUCUAACAAAUGGUUGUGAUUCCUAUGGAAUGCAGAGCCCAGUUGUUUCUUUUGUUCCAAAGACUUUACCCUCCAAAGAAGAUUCAGUAACAGAAGAAAAAGAAAUAGAAGAGAGCAAAUCAGAAUGCUACACAAAUAUUUAUGAACAGAGGGGAAAUGAGGUCACAGAUGGGAGUGGAUUACUUUUGAAUAGUACUGGUGACCUAAUGAAGAAAAAUUCUUUGCAUAAUUUCUGUAGUCAAGUUCCAGCAGUGCUUGGGCAAUCUUCUCCUAAGAUUGCAGCAAACUUGCAACCUAUCAGUGUUCCUUUUGGUGGUGCAAGACCCAAGCAACCUUCUAAUCUUAAACUUCAAAUUCCAAAGCCAUUAUCAGACCAUUUACAAAAUGACCUUCCUGCAAGCAGUGGAAAUAAUGUUAAAAACAAGAACAAUAUUCUUGGGAAAGCAAAAUUAGGGGAAAACUCAGCAACCAGUAUAUGCAAUGCAUCUUUGGGAAACAUCUCUAUUGGUGAUACAAAUGGAGAACAUUUAGAAAGUUAUGAGGCUGAAAUCUCCAGUAGACCGUGCCUUGCAUUACCUCCAGAUAGCCCAGAUAAUGAUCUCAGAGCCGGUCAGUUUGGAGUUUCUUCCAGAAAGCCGUUUACCACUCUGGGUGAAGUGGCUCCAGUGUGGGUACCAGAUUCCCAGGCUCCAAAUUGCAUGAAAUGUGAAGCCAGGUUUACAUUCACCAAAAGGAGGCAUCAUUGUAGAGCAUGUGGGAAGGUUUUCUGUGCUUCCUGCUGUAGCCUGAAAUGUAAACUGUUAUAUAUGGACAAAAAGGAAGCUAGAGUGUGUGUUAUUUGCCAUUCAGUACUGAUGAAUGCUCAAGCCUGGGAGAACAUGAUGAGUGCCUCAAGCCAGAGCCCUAACCCUAACAAUCCUGCUGAAUACUGUUCUACUAUCCCUCCCUUGCAGCAAGCUCAGGCUUCAGGAGCCCUGAGCUCUCCACCUCCCACUGUGAUGGUACCUGUGGGAGUUUUAAAGCACCCUGGAGCAGAAGUGGCUCAGCCCAGAGAACAAAGGAGAGUUUGGUUUGCUGAUGGGAUUUUGCCCAAUGGAGAAGUUGCUGAUGCAGCCAAAUUAACAAUGAAUGGAACUUCUUCUGCAGGAACCCUGGCUGUGUCGCAUGACCCAGUCAAGCCAAUAACUACCAGUCCUCUACCACCAGAGACGGAUAUUUCUUUAUUCUCUGGGAGUAUAACUCAGGUUGGAAGUCCUGUUGGAAGUGCAAUGAAUCUUAUUCCUGAAGAUGGCCUUCCUCCCAUCCUCAUUUCCACUGGUGUGAAAGGAGACUAUGCCGUGGAAGAAAAACCAUCGCAGAUUUCAGUAAUGCAACAAUUGGAAGACGGUGGCCCUGACCCGCUUGUAUUUGUUUUAAAUGCAAAUUUGUUGUCAAUGGUUAAAAUUGUAAAUUAUGUGAACCGGAAGUGUUGGUGUUUCACAACUAAGGGGAUGCAUGCAGUGGGUCAGUCUGAGAUAGUCAUUCUUCUGCAGUGUCUACCAGAUGAAAAGUGUUUGCCAAAGGAUAUCUUUAAUCACUUUGUACAGCUCUAUCAGGAUGCUUUGGCAGGGAAUGUUGUGGGCAACUUGGGACAUUCUUUCUUUAGUCAAAGUUUCCUUGGCAGCAAAGAGCAUGGUGGAUUCUUAUAUGUGACAUCUACUUACCAGUCACUACAAGACCUAGUGCUCCCAACCCCACCUUACUUGUUUGGGAUUCUUAUCCAGAAAUGGGAAACUCCAUGGGCUAAAGUGUUUCCUAUCCGACUUAUGUUGCGACUUGGAGCUGAAUAUCGACUUUAUCCAUGCCCACUAUUCAGUGUCAGAUUUCGGAAGCCAUUGUUUGGAGAGACGGGGCAUACCAUCAUGAAUCUUCUUGCAGAUUUCAGAAAUUACCAAUAUACCCUGCCAGUAGUUCAGGGUUUGGUGGUUGAUAUGGAAGUUCGGAAAACCAGCAUCAAAAUUCCCAGCAACAGAUACAAUGAGAUGAUGAAAGCCAUGAACAAGUCCAAUGAGCAUGUCCUGGCAGGAGGAGCCUGCUUCAACGACAAGGCAGACUCUCACCUCGUGUGUGUACAGAAUGAUGAUGGAAACUAUCAGACACAGGCCAUCAGUAUUCACAAUCAGCCCAGAAAAGUGACUGGUGCCAGCUUCUUUGUGUUCAGUGGCGCUCUGAAGUCAUCUUCAGGAUACCUUGCCAAGUCCAGUAUUGUGGAAGAUGGCGUUAUGGUUCAGAUCACGGCAGAGAACAUGGAUGGCCUGCGGCAGGCACUGCGGGAGAUGAAGGACUUCACCGUCACCUGCGGGAAGGCUGACGCCGAGGAGCCCCAGGAGCACAUCCACAUCCAGUGGGUGGAUGACGACAAGAACGUCAACAAGGGUGUUGUAAGUCCAAUAGAUGGGAAGUCCAUGGAAUCUAUAACAAAUGUGAAGAUCUUCCAUGGAUCUGAGUAUAAAGCAAAUGGAAAAGUCAUCCGAUGGACAGAGGUGUUUUUCCUAGAAAAUGACGACCAGCACAAUUGCCUCAGCGACCCUGCAGAUCACAGCAGAUUGACUGAACAUGUUGCCAAGGCUUUCUGCCUUGCUCUCUGUCCCCACCUGAAGCUCCUGAAGGAAGAUGGAAUGACAAAACUGGGACUACGUGUGACACUUGACUCAGACCAGGUUGGCUAUCAAGCAGGGAGCAAUGGCCAGCCCCUUCCCUCGCAAUACAUGAACGAUCUGGACAGCGCCUUGGUGCCGGUGAUCCAUGGAGGGGCCUGCCAGCUCAGUGAGGGCCCUGUCGUCAUGGAACUCAUCUUUUAUAUUCUGGAAAACAUCGCGUAGACAGCAAGGACUUCAUUUUUUCCUGUUCAUACCUGUUGCAACAGCAGUCACACCCAAAUCAUUUGCACUUUAAAACUGGAAGAUUAAGCUUUUGUUAACUCUAUUAAUGGGGUGGGGGGGAUGGAGUGGGGGAGGAUUAGGGAGCAGGGGUGGGAGAGGAUAGCUGGGGAUCCUGUUCCAUAAUUCUAAGUCUUCUAUGCAUUGUCCACCAAGAAGACCCGGGCAGCUUCUGGUAUACUGCACAACAGUUAUGCUAUCUUUGCAGCUAACCCCCUUCUGUUAUGGUUUAGACAAAAAUUCAGCUCCUCUUCUAAUUCUUACUUAUGGUCAUGUGCUCAGAAAUGCUCAAAUGGGUACAACCAUCACCAAGGGUUGGGUGGGAGGGCAGAGGGAAAAUAAAAAAUGAAGCAUCAUUGUUGCAGUCUUUGUACACAAUUGGGA